Molecule: messenger RNA, 1093 nt
Organism: Solanum pennellii
Lineage: Eukaryota; Viridiplantae; Streptophyta; Magnoliopsida; Solanales; Solanaceae
Product: protodermal factor 1-like
Exons: 3
Coding region: 95-871 (258 amino acids)
Source: RefSeq, a predicted model, not a curated record
AAUCACUUGUAUCACUUCCCAUCACUGAGUUCUCCAUCUCUCCCUUCAUUCGUUCUCUUUUAUCUCUGUCAGCCUCCUUGAGAAGCAAACCAUCAUGGCAAAACAGAGAAGCAGCCAGAGUUCUCGAAUUCUGUGGGCCGCAUUUGCUGCAAUGCUCUUGCAGAAUUUGGUCAUUCCCGUCGUGUCUUUUGCUUCAUUUGAAGAAGAGAAAAACUACUACACUCCUGAUCCACAUACCGGAAGUCCACCAACAGGUUCAAGCACACCACCCUAUCAUGCAACUCCAUCUCAUGGAAGCGGUAGCCAUGAAAGCAAACCACCAGCAAACUGUGGCAACCCUCCAAAAGGAGGGCAGCAUCAUGACCCUACCCCAGCUUCUCCUUCAGGUGGCUACUAUCCCCACCCUCCAAGUACACCUACACCUACACCUAGUACCCCAUCCACACCCACUAUUGUAACCCCACCAACUACUCCUAUCAUUGACCCUGGCACUCCAAGCACUCCUGCGACCCCAACACCAUCACCUCCUUUUACAUGCGAUUACUGGAGGACUCACCCGGGACUGAUAUGGGGCUUGUUUGGUUGGUGGGGAAAUGUUGGUAGUGCAUUUGGCGUGGCUAGUGCUCCAGGGCUCGGCUCAAACAUGAACUUGCUGCAAGCACUUUCAAACCAACAUACCGAUGGACUUGGGCAACUCUACAGGGAAGGCACAGCUUCUUUGCUGAACUCCAUGGUUAGCAAGAGAUUCAGUUACAGCACCACCCAAGUCAAGAACAAUUUUGCUACAGCACUCAGCUCAGACAGCGCUGCAGCAGCUCAGGCUCAGUUGUUCAAGUUAGCCAACCAGGGUCGGCUCAAGCCCAGCGCUUGAAAAGUCAUUUUCACAAUUAUCAUCAAUAUCUUGUUAUUUCUAGUUCUUUAUGAUAUUUUGUGUGAUUAGUUUAGGAUUAAUGUUUAUCUGCUUGUCGUUAUCAAAAUUAAUGUUCUUUCUGUUUGCUUUUGAAUCUUACAAAAUCAAGAGGAUACCAACCUUCAUUGUUUAAUCAGUUAUCAGUAAAACAUUUCUUGUUGUAUUACAAGUGUGAAUGACUCC